Molecule: messenger RNA, 5331 nt
Organism: Osmia lignaria (orchard mason bee)
Lineage: Eukaryota; Metazoa; Arthropoda; Insecta; Hymenoptera; Megachilidae
Gene: calypso
Product: ubiquitin carboxyl-terminal hydrolase calypso
Biological process (GO): protein deubiquitination; ubiquitin-dependent protein catabolic process
Cellular component (GO): cytoplasm
Molecular function (GO): cysteine-type deubiquitinase activity
Source: RefSeq, a predicted model, not a curated record
AUUUGAAUAAUUCUUUAAGCUUUUUUUACUGCGUGAUUGGGUCAGAUGAUGUGUAUUUUGAUGUAACAUGGCGUCUUUAAUUGUCACAGCAUAAUAAAAUUUCCAGAAGGAUGUGAAAUUUUUCUGAGUGUUGAAUUUAAAACUCAACACAGAAUGCCAGUUGAUAUUAACAGAUUAACGGAAGGUUGGCUAGAAUUGGAAAGUGACCCAGGUUUAUUUACAUUGCUGUUAGAAGACUUUGGAGUAAAGGGUGUACAAGUUGAAGAAAUAUAUGAUUUGCAAAAAUCAUUAGAGGGCCCAGUAUAUGGUUUUAUAUUUUUAUUUCGUUGGAUAGAAGAGAGAAGAUCCAGGCGUAAAGUUGUAGAACAAGAUGAAAGUUUUGUAAAAGAUGAAGAAAUUGUUAACAACAUAUUUUUUGCACAACAGGUGGUGCCCAAUAGUUGUGCAACCCAUGCAUUACUUUCAGUGUUACUCAAUUGCCCAAAUAUUCAUUUGGGUACAACUUUAUCCAGAUUGAAGAUGCAUACAUCUGGUAUGUGUCCAGAAAAUAAAGGAUGGGCAAUUGGUAACACACCUGAAUUAGCAUGUGCUCAUAAUUCUCAUGCUAUGCCUCAAGCCAAAAGACGUCAGGAUAAAAAUACUGGAGUAUCAACUGGGAGAUUUACUGGGGAAGCUUUUCAUUUUGUUAGUUAUGUACCAAUUAAUGGUAGAUUAUUUGAAUUGGAUGGUUUAAAACCAUAUCCCAUGGAUCAUGGUCCAUGGAAGGAACACGAAGAGUGGACAGAACAAUUUAGACGUGUAAUUACAGAUAGAUUAGGAAUGGCAACAGGGGAGCAAUUGCAAGAUAUAAGAUUUAACUUGAUGGCGGUUGUUCCCGAUCGGCGACUUGCUAUUUCGCAUAAAUUAACAAUGUUAAAAACUAAUCGACAAAUAGUAUUAGAAGCAUUGCAACAACUUGUUAAACUAAGCCAUCAAGAUGGAACAGAAAAAAACACAAAUGAUUCUGAAAAGCUAGAGAAAUCACAUGAAAAGAAAAGCAAAAUUGAUGAUGAAAAUGCUUUACCUAAUAGAUCAGAAAUUGAUGAAUCUUCUUCUAUACCAGCUAUUACUGUUGAAAGGAGUAAUGAUACUGCAACAGAUACAGAAGAGCCAGCUUCAAGUAUAACUUCUGGAAAGACUGAAUCAAAUGGUAUGGAAAAGGUAGUGAUGUGUGCAUUAGAUUAUGCUACACCUCUUCAAAUUCAGACUUCACCAGCACACAGUUCAUCUAGUACUGAUACAUCAUCUGAAAUUGGAUCUGCAUUCAACUCUCCCACACAAGCAUGGGGAUGGAAUUCUGGUCAGAACAGUCCAACAUCGACAAAAGACUUUAAAAAGUUCGUUGUAAUUAGAGUCGCUGGAGACGAAAAGAAUGAGGCAGGUUUAAGUCGUUCUCUUGGGAAUAUUAAUAUAAACGGAAAAAGAUUAGUUUCUGACAGUGGUCAUUUACAUAAAAAAGUCUGCUUGUCUGGAGAAGUUAGAAUACCUCAUGCUAGAGUGAAAACGAGUAACGGGGAUACUGUUACCGAAGAGAAGAAAGUUGAGAAAAUUGAUCCAAAAUUAUGCUCAAAAUAUCCGGAAUUGUUUGAACCACAUACAUUUGCACCCAAAGAUCUUUUAGCCUUACUGAAGAACUUAGAACAUGAAAUAAGUAUCUGUGAGACUAGUUUGAAAGAUGAAAAUGACAAAAGGAACAAAUACAAGAUUGAUGAUUGUCGUAGAACGCAUAAUUAUGAUGAAUUUAUUUGCACUUUUCUUUCAAUGCUUGCUCAACAAGGAAAGCUAGCCGAGCUGGUUCAGCAGCAUUUGACUUUAAAGAAACAUACUUCUGUGUCAGUGAACAGGGUUCACAGAUCUUCGAAGAAAGCCGAUACUCGUCAAAAUUCUUCGCGUAGACGCCGAGGAAGAACCAAGUGCAAGAAACGAAAAUAAUCCCCGUAUUGAAUUUCAAUAAUAAUUGGAACUGUUACCCCACCUAUUGAAUUGUCAAUAUUAAAAACCUCAGAAUCGCAGCAUGGAGAUAGUUAUAAGAAGUUGAUAAGCAUGUAAAGAAAUCAUACGACUGUUGAAACAAAAAGGGAGUGUGAAUUAUAUAUUACACUACGAUAUUAACCCAGCAUCAGUGAUGUCAAACAAUCAGUACUUGGUUUAUUUUUUCAUUUGAAAUUUAAACCAUCCACUGUAUAAAUUGACUUUACGAUAUAUUUUUUAUAUUUUCUUUUUCAUGAUAUUAAUGAACAUACCCCUUUGGGUAUAUUUAAAUCAUUUUUAUCUCGACGUCUAUUUUCGUUUCGUAUGAAAUACAUGGGUUUCAUAGAAUACACCAAUACUUUGCGUUCUUUAUUUUCCAUGAUGUUGGUCGUGUUUUCUCUCAUAUUUUCUUUCUCAUUAUUUCAGAGCAAGAACGAUCGCAAAUGAAACAGCAAUCGGAUAUUGUCAAAAACAUUGAAAAUAUUUAUUUCGGUAUUCAUAUACAAGUACACUACACGCUUGUGGAUAUGUCCCUUAGAUCUAAAUACUUAUAUCUCCGUACAGCCGGAGAAAGGAUAAUGAAAAGUGUCGUCUUGGAAUCAUAUGUUUUAUCAAUGGACAACGAUCGACUGAGUAGAAGUCGUUUUAUCAUACUGCAUAGGAACUGUAUUCGAAAUGUCCUCGAAGAAGCUAUUUCAGGGGUACGGUUGAAAAGGAGACACGAUGAUGAUGGUUCAGAAGAAAAACGUUCAUAGUUCCUUCUCCGGCCGAUAUGCUCUUUUUAACACACGCGUUCACGAUAUCAGCGCCAUUUCCUCGGCACGAAUAAUAACAAUCGUGUUUUUUGGCAAAAGAAAAAAGAAAGUGCAGUUUAUGUACAAAUAUAUUGAUUCGUGGUCGGCGUGGUCGUAUAUGUAUAGGUAACGUUUCCUCUUAUUGGGCAAGUAAUCGUGAGAUACAGAUUAUUUUGGAAUUUGCGAGUAGAACCUGCGACGAGAUCUCACCGUACACGCACGGUUCGUGUGGCAUCCUUUCUGAUCACACAAACGUGACCGAUCACGAGUUAACAUUUUUUUAUUUACAAAAGUAACGAGGUUUCGCUUUCGAAACCACGCGCACACGCUCUCUUUCUCUCGUUCCCUCUCAUGCGACAAACGUGCUUUAAUCUCGGGUUGCUAACAAAGCUUUCUAGCUUUACUGCGGGAUCCGACAUUCAGUUUCUCGUUAUUAUUAAUAGGCACUCGUGGUAUGUUACAGUAAAUCAACUGCGGAACGGUGCAUAUAUCGAGCCAAUGUAAAAGUCAAAUAUUAGUCUGCAUUCGUUUCAAAAUAAAUCUCUCGUCGUGCCAAUACUAUAAGAACUCUUAACUAGCACGUUUUUGUCCGACAGUUGAUACUAUUUUAUACUUAUAUUCAUAAGCGGCGAAAUUGAUUUUUGUCUUCUUUUCACUCUGAGCAAAUUCUGUGAGGACACACGUUUUGAGCGGCGGUAAAUAAAGAAAAAUUAAUCGAGUAUCGUUCUGUCGGCUGUUGUUCGCAGAAAAUUCUAACAACAAUAUAUAUAUAUAUAUAUGUAUAUAUAAACAUGCCGUAUAAAAUAUAGAAAAUUCACGCAAGGAAAAUAACGUAAAAAAUACAAACGAGUGUAGAAGGGAGAGUGAGGAAGAGGGUAUGGGUAAGAGGGAUGUAAAAGGGGGAUGAAUACGAGAUCCUUCCGCGAAUAACGCCGAUUAACGAUUAAUACAGUCUUGUGACGUGUCUUAGAAAAACUUUAACUGCUCAGAAGUGUAUGGGAUAUACGAACGAUAUUCUUUUGAGCCUGGUUCGUGUUUCAUCUCGAGAAUUACUAAACGGCACCGAAAAUAGGUGUGCGAUCGCCGCAUUCUAGGUAACGCUAAGUUCGUUUAUUCGUCUCGAUUAUUCAUCGUUAGCGCAGUUGUUUCCCGUGACACACAGACAGAGCUGUGUAAAAAGAAACAGUAUUCUCGAACAGGAAAUAAAGAAACAACGCGUUUUCUUUACCUCUUUGUUCGAAAUACUUCUUCUCUUUUCCAAGUAGCUCCAUUCGGACGAUUAACAAUAAUAAAUAAAGAUAUGCAUUAAGAAUACAGUAGCUUUCGAUUAAAGUUUCGUGGCUUAUCACACUGACGUACAGACGAGGAUAUCGAUCGAACGCGACUCGUGAGUUUUCUCUUUCUUUUCUCGGUAAAUCGAGACACAACAAUGUUACUAAAUUACAACGAAUCGUUCGACGAAGCUGUUGAAUUGCUUUGGUUCACUUGAACGUUCGAUCGGUGUCCUCGACACUUCAUCAGAAAUUUCGACAACUUUUAUCUUCUUUCCAACUACGAGGAUUCUUUUUAAUAAGAGCUUUCCUCGUGUAUGACCCAAUUCGUUUUAUUCUCUCUUACGUUAUCGAAAAAUAUGUAUAUUUUUUUCAUAUGUGCAUUAUAUAUAUGUAUAUAUGUACACAGGACUGCGUAGAGGAUUGUAUCAUUCUUUAGCAAAAUACUGCUUAUAAUAAUUAAAGGCGUUUAAUAAAAAAAGGUUCGAAUGAUUUCUAGAUGAAAGUUUAUAGAACAUUUCUGUUCAUUUUGACGAAUAUAGUGUUCAAGUUUGACAUAAUCCUUUCUGAAAAUCCUGUGAACAUUCCAUAAUCAGUAGGCUCGCUUAAUGUAGUCUCACGGUCCAGCUGCACCGGCCGAUGUAUCGAGGAUAUCACGAGGCACCAAAGAACGACAUAAUUAACCCGAAAUAUACACGUAUCCUUUCUCUCGCUGUCUCAUUUAUACACAUAUUUACACACGCAGUCACGUUAAUCGCUAAUAGUAAAACGUAUAAAAAGAAAAAAAAGAAGAAGAAGAGAGAAAGAUGAUCUAGAAGACGCGAGAAGAGACACCAACGAGACUGGGGAGGAUCCGUUAAGUUGAAAACGAUGUAUACUUGCAAUGUGUUAUCGAAUGGUUGUCGUUAGAUUGAAUUUCAAGAAAAAGAGAAUCAAAUGAAUGAAAAUCUUUGCACCAAAUGCGAAGACAUCUCUUUCAAGAAAUGUUCCCUUCCUUGUUUUGGAAAGGAGAAAAGACAGAAGGGAGUUACUGUGCCUUUCGCGUAUCGAUGCUGGGAUUAAGUUGUUUAAGCAUAAUUGGCGGUAGUGAAAUAGCCGGUUGCGCGACCAAUUAUCGAUUCACCGGGAGAAACUUGGGACCUCGUUAAUCCGAGAAUCUUCGAAGUCGCGCUAUUCCUUUCCUUUCUGUUAAUUUCAUCGCGAUAUUUGAUACGUAGUUAGUUCAACGAGAAUAAAUAAAAAUAAAAAUAAAAAUU